AACCGCUGUCCAGUGAAGAUGGUUGUGCGUAACACCGCAUUUUUAACGUUACUUUUGUUCUUAGGCUUCUUAAGUGGACUGUUUGGCGUUAGCCACAGUACAUUCAAAACAUGUCAACAAAGCGGUUUCUGUCGACGUCUACGUCGUAACGCAUCUCGGGAAAGUUCAUUCGAGCUACUAACGGACUCAUUUAUUAUGACCGGAAAUGUAAUCCACAUGGAUCUGUUGGAUACAGCCAACUCUCAUCUCUACGUGCUAUCACUGAGUUCUGUUGGUGACCAAAUCAUUCACUUCGAAAUCGACGAGAAACAACCACUGACGGCCAGGUAUCGCGUAGAAGACGCUCUCGCACAAGAGCUGGUACCUCGCACACUCACUGUACAAUCUACGAGCCCCACACUGGUGAUAACGGAUGGAGUUAAACGAGUUCAAAUCCAGCCAUCGCCAUUCAAAAUGGAUUUUUACUAUGACAACAUUCACUCGAUCUCAGUGAACUCCAAGGGUUUUCUUGCUAUGGAACGAUUACGAAAAAAGCCUGCAAAUCCACCGGAAGGUGAAUGGGAGGAAGAGUUCAACGGAUUUGUGGAUAGCAAACCCAGAGGACCUGAAUCAUUGUCGUUGGAUUUAACUUUCCCGCAAGCUGAAGUCUUAUUCGGAAUUCCGGAGCAUGCGGAUGAUUUCAGUCUUAAGAACACAGUGUCAAAAAGUGGUGAUCCUUAUCGUUUAUAUACUCUGGAUGUAUUCAGUUAUGAAAUCAAUAGUACUAUGGCACUUUAUGGUGCGGUACCAGUUCUCUACGGUCAUGGUGUGACGGGUAGUGCUGGAAUAUUCUGGCAAAAUUCAGCGGAAACAUGGAUUGAUAUUUUCAUGCCAGACGCACCAACAGCCAACUUUAUUUCGGAAAGCGGCAUUAUAGACGUAUUUGUUAUGUUGGGUUCUUCGCCGAUGGAAGUAUUUCAACAGUACAGUUUUUUGACGGGAACGGCCCCCUUGCCACAAAUGUAUACCUUGGGAUACCACCAAAGUCGGUGGAAUUACGACAACGAAUCGGAUGUCGCCAUGAUCGACGCUAAAUUCGCAGAGUAUGAAAUUCCAUUAGAUAGCAUUUGGUUGGAUAUUGAAUACACUGACGACAAACGAUAUUUCACCUGGGAUUACGUUCGAUUUCCCGACCCGUUACGAAUGAUUAAUAAUUUGGAGGGAAAUUCGCGGCACCUAACAAUAAUCAUUGAUCCCCACGUGAAGGUCGAUGAUAAUUAUUUCUUUCACAAGGAUUGCACCUCCAAUGGGUACUACGUAAGAAAUAAAGGACUUAGUGAUUUUCAGGGUUCUUGCUGGCCAGGCCUUUCGAGUUAUACUGAUUUCUUAAACCCGGAAGCCCGCAAAUACUACGCAGAUCAAUAUUUAUUGAGCAAUUUCAAGGAGUCAACGCGUACGGUGGGUAUUUGGAAUGACAUGAACGAACCAUCCGUGUUUGAUGGACCUGAAGUUACUAUGCAGAAGGAUAAUCUACAUUUCGGAGGUUGGGAGCAUCGGGAUGUGCACAAUUCUUUUGGCCAUUACUAUGUGAUGGCUACAUACGAUGGGUUAGUGCGUCGAAGUGAAGGAACCUUGCGGCCAUUUGUGUUGAGUAGAUCACACUUUGCCGGAUCUCAACGCUAUGCGGCCAUUUGGACUGGUGACAAUAUGGCAGAAUGGAGCCAUCUUCAGGCUUCGGUCAAAAUGUGUCUUUCGGAGUCCGUUGCAGGACUAAGUUUCUGUGGCGCAGACGUUGGAGGGUUCUUCAAUGAACCAAGUGAGGAAUUAAUUUCUCGCUGGUAUCAAGCUGGCGCAUUUCUUCCGUUCUUUCGAGGUCACGCCCAUGAAGAUACGAAGCGUCGGGAGCCAUGGCUAUGGCCAGAGCAAGUAAUGCUAGUUAUUAGGGAUGCCAUUGAGAAGCGCUACCGAUUGCUGCCUUUUUGGUACACGUUGUUUUACGAACAUGAACGGUUUGGUGCACCAAUUAUGCGUCCAUUGUUGGCACACUACCCACGAGAUUCUCAAACAUUUGGCAUCGAUAAUCAGUAUUUACUUGGCGAUCAAUUACUUGUGGCUCCUGUGCUGGAGCCAGAUCGAUCCAACAUAGAUGUUUAUUUUCCUAUGAAAGAAAACGGUCAAUCCGAUAAAUGGUACGAUGUCGUGACUUAUCGUUCUUAUGAACAACCUGGAUUUGUUUCCAUCCCAGUGGAUAGUCUCACAAUUCCAGUAUUUCAGAGAGGUGGCACAAUAAUAGCCGUGAAAAAUCAUCUACGAAAAUCAUCCAUCCUAAUGAAAUCGCUUCCUCUCACGCUAAUAGUGGCACUUGAUCGAGACGGGUCAGCAACGGGAACUUUGUACGUGGACGAUGAAGAAAGCUUUGAGUACCGAAACGGAAAAUAUUUAUAUUCGAAGCUGGAAUUCGCAAAUGGAAUCCUAUACUUUACUAAAUUGGACGUGGAUUCCACAUUCGAAACAACGAUGGUGAUUGAGGAAAUAAUUUUGGUUGGAUUCAAUGGCAAAGCUAAAUCUGCAAGCGUUCACAGUUUAAAUAGAAGCACUGAAAAUGUGGAAGUAAGUGAUCAUGAGGGCAUGAAAUCGAUAGAGCGUUUAAGCUUACCUCUAUCUAGUGACUGGAAAAUAGUUCUAUCUACACUGUAAUCAAUCGAUUAUUUCAGAACAAAAAGUAGUUGAGCAUGAAAUUAAUAGAGGGU
Messenger RNA from Wyeomyia smithii (pitcher-plant mosquito), 2729 nucleotides. RefSeq names its product neutral alpha-glucosidase AB-like. Gene Ontology annotation, molecular function: carbohydrate binding; alpha-glucosidase activity. Lineage: Eukaryota; Metazoa; Arthropoda; Insecta; Diptera; Culicidae. Gene Ontology annotation, biological process: carbohydrate metabolic process; N-glycan processing. The coding region runs from base 19 to 2676 and encodes 885 amino acids. The record is from RefSeq and is a predicted model, not a curated record. The transcript is spliced from 3 exons.